AUGGAGCGAGGCAUCUCGUCCUCGUGGUUGUGGUGGUUGCCCUUCUCGUCGCCCCUUCUCUGGCCAAUUGCAGGUCGCCAACCAGCGACGCGUGAAGAAAUAGCGGCGGUGCAAGAGAGGCUGCAGCAGCUUCUUCUCGAAGCAAAGGUCGCCCUCGCCGGUUGGCUCGUCGCUCCCGACGCCACGGCGUGCAACGACGCGGACACUCUUCUCCAGCGCCAUCGGCUGCCGCACUCGCCCAACAAGAGCGCCAAUCUCAAACUCCAGACUGUAGGUUGCUUGCGUCUGGGCCUGGCCAUGGUGGAGUGGGAGGGCGGGGCCGACAGACAGCGGGUGAAGAACCUGCUGGGCGUGGUCCAGAAGAAUGCGCGCGAGAUCGACCCCGACUACGACGGCCUCCUCACCUUUGCGCCCCUUCUGUCCCGGGCCGCCGACGCCUUUGCCGCCCUCCACGGCCUUGCCGCCUGA
Messenger RNA from Acanthamoeba castellanii str. Neff, 468 nucleotides. RefSeq lists its product as uncharacterized. Bases 1 to 468 code for a protein of 155 amino acids. Lineage: Eukaryota; Discosea; Longamoebia; Acanthamoebidae. The record is from RefSeq and is a predicted model, not a curated record. The transcript has 4 exons.